This is a messenger RNA of Mycena citricolor, 519 nucleotides long. Lineage: Eukaryota; Fungi; Basidiomycota; Agaricomycetes; Agaricales; Mycenaceae. The record is from the annotation of a GenBank genome assembly.
CGACUCACCAGAGUUGCCUGACCGUCCAUUCUCCAGCGGUUCGACAAUAAUUUCGUUUGAACUGGAACGAACUCAAUGUACUCGGUCGAAAUUUCAACCCAGAAAGCAGGAGGAUCGACCAAAAUCUUGUUUUCAAGGCCUUUUCUCUCAGUUUUUACGCAGCAAAGAGUCAUUUAUGAUUCAGUAAUGGACAUUUUCAGGCCAUGCGUGCCAAAGGAAGAGUACAGGAGAGUAAAAUUCGUCACGCUCGACCGCCUUGACCCCUUGAUUAGAAGAGAGCCUGAUUUAAAUCUCACUCGCUGAUCGGUCAACCAGUUCGCCUAGUUCCGUAUGCGAUUUCGGGCGGCUCAGUCGGCAGAAUCGACCUCUCAGUCAGUAGAUGUAGACCGAAACAGGCGCAUUCAGUACUUGGUGGUCGCUGGGCUUUACAAGCGGCCUGCUGUAGUCCAACCCCCCUCAUUUAAGCUCGAUGGGUGACAUUCUUCGUGAGUCAAUCUCCCAGAUAGAUAUACAAUGAAU